UAAAAAAACCCUAACUUUCCUUAAAAAAACAAUUGCAGUCUCUCCGUUCGUUAUCCAUAUCAUGGCAGAACUUGAUCAGAUUUAUGAACCUGAACAAGUUCAAGAACUUGAAUAUCAACCUGAACAAGCUCAAGAACUUGAAUAUCAACCCGAACAAGCUCAAGAACUUGAAUAUCAACCCGAACAAGCUCAAGAACUUGAAUAUCAACCCGAACUUGUGCACGAACAUGAAUAUCAACCUGAACAAGAACUUGAACAUGUAGAAGAACUUGAACAAGAACACGAACAUGUGCAUGAACCUGAAGAACAAAAUGAACCAGAAGAUGGAAUUCAGGAGAAUUUACAUCCCGAUGAAAAACAAGACCAUGAAGAUGACCCAGUUUCUGGCGGUAGUAAAAAAUGGCCUGGUUGGCCUGGAGAAAGUAUUUUCAGGAUGUUGGUCCCUGCACAGAAGGUUGGUAGUAUAAUUGGACGUAAAGGAGAAUAUAUAAAGAAGACCUGUGAAGAGACAAAAGCUAGGAUUAAGAUUCUUGAUGGUCCUCCAGGAACGAGAGAGAGAGCUGUUAUGGUGUCUGCUAAGGAAGAGCCAGAUUCUCCUCUUCCACCAGCUGUGGAUGGUCUUCUUAGGGUUCACGAACGUGUUGUGGAUGGACUUGAGAAUGAUUCCUCUAAUCCUCCAUCAGCCGUAGGUGGAAAGGUCUCCACGAGACUGCUCGUACCGGCUGCUCAAGCUGGAAGUUUGAUUGGGAAGCAAGGCACCACUGUCAAAUCCAUUCAAGAAGAUUCUAAUUGCAUUGUUAGAGUUCUUGGAUCAGAAGAGCUACCGAUUUUUGCCCUUCAAGACGAUAGAGUAGUAGAGGUAGUAGGUGAGCCUGCAAACCUUCACAAGGCUGUCGAAUUAAUCGCUUCCCAUCUGAGAAAAUUUCUAGUCGAUCGGAGCAUAGUAUCUCUAAUCGAAAUGCAAAUGCAAACGCCGCCUAACCAAAACCAACAUAUGGAACACAUGCCUCCUCCUAACCAGCACUGGGGCCCACCGCCUCAAUCUUUUCCACCACAGCAUGGACAUGGUCCACAUGGACAUGGGCAUGGUGGUCCUGGAUAUGGAGCUAGUCCUCGUUUUAUGCCGCCUCCUUCUAGGCAGUUUGAUGGUUAUUAUCCUCCUGCUGACAUGGCGCCUCCACCUGAAAAUCAACCUCCUCAUCAAGGUAUAUCUGCCUAUGGAAGAGAAGCACCUAUGCCUGUUCAUUCAUCGUCCAAUCAGGCGGCUCCAUCUGUAAUCACUCAGAUGACGCAGCAAAUGCAAAUUCCACUAUCAUAUGCGGAUGCGGUGAUUGGUACACAAGGUGCAAGUAUAAGUUACAUAAGGAGAGUGAGUGGUGCUACAAUUACCAUACAAGAAUCGAGGGGUGCUCCCGGUGAGAUGACCGUUGAGAUUAGUGGUACGGCUUCGCAAGCCCAAGCUGCUCAACAAUUGAUUCAGAAUUUCAUGGCUGAAGCUGCUGCAAACCAAAGCCAAUCUCAGACACAGCAGCAGCAGCAUGCUCCGUCAGCUGAUCAAGGUUACAACAACUCUUACGGUCAGCAAUCUCACGGUUCAAUGUACACUUCUCCCCCUUCAAACCCUAAUCACGGUGGUCAAACUGGCGGCUACGGUUCUGUUUAUGGAACCAAUUAUGGUUAUUGAGAUAAAAAGGUGCCCUUUUUAUUUAAUUUUUUUUACUACUGUCUUCUUGCCUAGAUAAUAUAAUAACCAUCCCUUUGUCAAUUGGAAGUAUUGCACUUUCAUUUCCAUAUUAGAUAUUUGAAAAAAACAAACUUCACCGUUCGAUCAUAUAUUAUUGUUGUUUUCUUGCUCGUGUUA
Molecule: messenger RNA, 1861 nt
Organism: Erythranthe guttata (spotted monkey flower)
Lineage: Eukaryota; Viridiplantae; Streptophyta; Magnoliopsida; Lamiales; Phrymaceae
Product: flowering locus K homology domain
Molecular function (GO): RNA binding
Source: RefSeq, a predicted model, not a curated record